UCAGCCGGCUCCAGCCACCCAGGUCUGUUUUCUGUUUACAAGCCUGAAGAUGGCUGCUGCUUCUUCCUGCAAUGUGGAAGAAGAUGAGAGCCUGAAGGGAUGUGAACUCUAUGUUCAGAAGCACAACAUCCAACAGAUUUUAAAAGAGUGCAUUGUAAACCUUUGCAUAGCAAAGCCAGACCGACCUAUGAAGUUCCUCAGAGAACACUUCGAAAAAUUAGAGAAGGAAGAAUGCAAACAAAUACUGGCUCGGCAGAAAUCCAGUUCCCAGUCUGAUUCUCAUGACGAUGAGAUUUCCCCUCCUCCUCCCAACCCAGUGGUAAAAGCCCGACGCAGGAGAGGGGGGGUCAGUGCAGAAGUGUACACUGAGGAAGAUGCUGUUUCUUACGUCAGAAAGGUUAUUCCAAAGGACUAUAAAACUAUGACUGCUCUGGCAAAGGCCAUCUCCAAGAACGUGCUCUUUGCUCAUCUUGAUGACAAUGAACGAAGUGACAUAUUCGAUGCCAUGUUCCCCGUCACACAUAUCGCAGGAGAAACAGUCAUACAACAGGGUGAUGAAGGAGACAACUUCUAUGUGAUUGACCAAGGCGAGGUGGAUGUUUAUGUCAACGGGGAGUGGGUCACCAGCAUCGGAGAAGGAGGCAGCUUCGGGGAACUGGCAUUGAUCUAUGGAACACCCCGGGCCGCCACUGUCAAGGCCAAGACAGAUCUCAAGCUCUGGGGCAUCGACAGAGACAGCUACAGACGCAUUUUAAUGGGCAGCACGCUGAGAAAGCGGAAGAUGUAUGAAGAAUUCCUGAGCAAGGUCUCCAUUUUGGAGUCCCUGGACAAAUGGGAGCGGCUGACAGUGGCUGAUGCACUGGAACCUGUUCAGUUUGAAGAUGGAGAAAAAAUUGUUGUGCAGGGAGAGCCCGGUGAUGACUUCUUCAUUAUUACAGAGGGCACAGCUUCUGUUCUGCAGCGCAGGUCUGACAACGAGGAGUACGUUGAAGUUGGAAGACUUGGUCCAUCAGAUUAUUUUGGUGAGAUAGCGUUACUGCUCAAUCGGCCCCGAGCUGCUACGGUGGUGGCACGCGGACCCCUGAAGUGCGUAAAGCUGGAUCGGCCCCGCUUCGAACGAGUGCUCGGUCCUUGUUCCGAAAUCCUCAAGAGAAACAUUCAGAGAUACAACAGUUUCAUUUCGCUCACCGUCUAAAUGAUUCCUUCUGGAAAGCUGCCUUUGUGUGACCUUGUGCACUUAAAUUUGCUCUGUGCAGCUCCACAGCUUUAUGAAGAAGAAAAUAAAAGAUGUGCAUUUUAUCUGUAUUUUUUCUGUUUAUGUCACGUACGGGAUGUCAGUUCAAAUCUCAUGUAUCAUGUAAGUAGGAAGACAACUGUUUGGAUAAGACUAGCUUUGGGCAAGAUUAGGCUCUUGGCUUGCAGGCAAGAUUUUUACCUAUUGUUGGAUCAUAUAGCUUAAAACUGUGUUUUUAACUGUUUAAAAUUUGUAUGAAUUUCUAUUUCCCUUAUUGUCUUUGAAGUUGGUCUUAUUCACCUUUUGUCAAGCUUCUUUGAUCAAGCGAUGUCCCUCUGCCUGUCACUUUUAAAAGACUUUUCACUGGUUGUGGGCUGGAGGUUUCUGAAAUCUCACAGGGUGAGUGGCAGUCGCACAGUUUAAGAGGGAAGGUUGGAGGAAGAUUUUGAUCAUUCCAGCAAGCCAGGGAAAAGUAGAGCUUUUGAGUCAUUUUGUGUGUGGCUUAGAUAUAGGGGCCAUACUCCUCCAUGUUACAGCCCCUUUCAGGUCUGCUUUGUAGGAUAUGCUGAGCCAAACAGCCUGCUCCGGUCUUCUGGGUGAAGAGGUCAAGGAACAAUGUUUUGUAAGAAUUCAAAUGGAGCCUUUAGGACCUAAGUUACUUGUCCUCAGCUUUUUUUAAAUGAGGGUUUGCAUUAGAUCCCUUAAAAGUCCAACGGGAACUUCUCUGCUGAAUUAAGUGGGCUUCAAAACGUAUUUAUCUGCAGCAGAGUGUCCUCGGCCACUUCUCUGAAUAUUAUAUGAAAUGCUAAAGAGAUGGUGCCAGGCGCACAUCAGGGGCAACAACAGCAGUUUGUUUUUAAUAAGGUCCACUUAAUUAAAUUCCAAUGCCUUUCUUUUAGUAUAUGACUAAAUUUUAGGAUUUUUUAGGAUUUUCUGAAAGCCAAAUACAUGCUUCAAAAUGCUGCCUCUCCUCCAAAAGACGUGCAUUGCAUAACAAAAAGCACCAGGAUCUUCCAAGAAGCUCCUAGAGCCCCGGUCCCUGCCGGGGCGUGCAGCCUCGCUGGCAGUUGUUGCUGCCCUGCCGAGACAUGGGUCUCCUCUUGAAGGGAGCUGUUUGCAGAUCCAGACCUUACUUGGCUGCGCAGCCCUCAAGGCUGGGAUCAUUUAGAUUAUUCUUUGCGAAGCUUUUCCUGUGAAGGAAGACUUGUCUUUGCUAACAGCAGCAAAGGUCUGCAUCUCAGCUACCCUAAAUAGCACUGCCCGCUUUUCGGUUGUGGCAAAACUCUAUUUCUUCUUCAUGAUAACAUUCUUCUGAGUAAAUACGAACUUUCUGUACCUUUUACAUGCCAGAGGUUAUGCAAUGAAAUAAGGCAGCAAUCUCCCUUUUGAAACUAGAGGUGUUAGUGAAGAACACGGCUAAAAUUACUCCUGCUGACACGCAAUAUGCUUUCUUCUUUGGAAUUAACAAAAACUAACUUGGGACUUUCCUAUCGACUCCCACCAAGAGGGCCCAAUAUUCCAGUAGCUGCCCACAGUGGUUUUUACAGAGCUAACUGCUUCUCGACUUCAGACUCCUCUCAUCACUUCAAGGUGCUUAAUUUAUUUCAGCAUAUUUUCAGUGGUCCUGUCAGUGUAUAUUCGUUGCUACUAUUUAUUAUGAUUCUGUCAUGCUUCUUGCAUGUGUUAUUAAAUAUGACCGUUCACAUUUUUCGACCUUGCAAUUUUUAUCACGUACAUUUAUAUAGGCAGACCCCCAUUAUAUAUAUAUAUAGAUAAAUGUAUAUGCAUUUGCAAAACUUUUGAUUUGCUUCACUGUUUUUGUAUUCUCUUGUGCAAUUUUUAAAAGAAAUAUUUUUAAAAGGUUACCAGUCACUCAUGUAUGUUCUUUUACCUAUUGCAUUUCUGUUGUAUUGGUAAAAAAUUGUGAGUGUUUCGCAUAAUAUGCAAGAUACAUUUCUUGUUAAGCACCAAGUAUUAGCCUCACUGUUUAGAAGUUACUCGAGCAGACACACACACAACACAGAUUCUUUGCUUUGAACCUUUACAGCUCAUGGAAAAUACAUUUGAAUUAUGGUUCUGUUAUAAGCAAUCUCAAGAGAAGUGUAACCAUUUAACACCAGAAUUCCUAUGCUUUAAGUGGAACAAAAUGAUAUUCAAUGACAUUUUAAAGAUAAUUGUAAUAUUUGCAGUGGAUGAUGGCACAGGAUUACGGUAUGAAUAAAAUUCU
Molecule: messenger RNA, 3461 nt
Organism: Gymnogyps californianus (California condor)
Lineage: Eukaryota; Metazoa; Chordata; Aves; Accipitriformes; Cathartidae
Gene: PRKAR1B
Product: protein kinase cAMP-dependent type I regulatory subunit beta
Exons: 11
Coding region: 50-1195 (381 amino acids)
Biological process (GO): regulation of protein phosphorylation
Cellular component (GO): cAMP-dependent protein kinase complex
Molecular function (GO): cAMP-dependent protein kinase regulator activity
Source: RefSeq, a predicted model, not a curated record